Orbicella faveolata is the source of this 1913-nucleotide messenger RNA. Its product is annotated as kelch-like protein 23. The record is from RefSeq and is a predicted model, not a curated record. Gene Ontology annotation, molecular function: protein binding. NCBI's taxonomy places the organism in Eukaryota, Metazoa, Cnidaria, Anthozoa, Scleractinia, Merulinidae.
UAAUGACGCAAGGUCUGUUGUUUUGAAACACAACUAGCUUCAAAUCUGCACAACAGACCACAACAGACCACAACAUUUUAACAGUUAGGAUAUUUCAGAUGGAAGCCCAGCAGAUCCCUGCUAGUGUUAACAGCAGCGAGGAUGUCUUCAUUCCACAGGAAAAGUUCUACGGACCGUGUGACAUCACUUUGCUGGUAAAAGAUGGCAUUGUCAAAGCCCACAAGAAAAAUUUGUCAAAAUCAAGCGACUUCUUUGAGAGUCUGCUAAACUCCAAUAUGAGAGAGAGGAACGAAGGAAUAGUAAGGUUUGAAACGCUAAGCAAGGCCGAUUUGGGAGAUGUCCUGGAGUUUAUUUACACCGGUAGCGUUGACAUUUUAUCCGAAAACCAGGCUAAGGAAAUCAUUGCGAUAGCUGACUAUAUGCUGAUCCAGCAAUUAAAAUAUCUCGCUGGGAGAUUCUUAGCAAACAAGUUAAAUGUUUUCAAUUGCAUUCCGACGUACUAUUUUGCACAAAGAUUUCAAUGCAAAGAACUCUUUUCGGACACCUGGAAAUUCAUCGUUGGAAAUUUCACCGCUGUAGCGAAAACGAAAGAGUUUCUGGACUUGGCAGUCGAGAAUGUUGAAAUUUGGAUUUCAAGCGACGAAAUAAAUGUUAGCGCCGAGGAAGACGUAUUCAAGAUCCUUUUAACUUGGAUCGAUCACGACAAAAGCGAGCGAAAGAAGUGUUUCGAAACCCUAUUCAACCACCUGCGCCUUCCUUUCGUGACGCGUGACUACCUUCACAGAGAUAUCAUGACAAAUGAUCUUGUGAGAGUUAAUGAAAGAUGUCUAGAUCUUGUUGAGCAGACUUUAGAAAUGGUUGACUCUAAAAACUACGACAAUCUCUCUAUCAGCCCCAGAAAGUCGCUUGAGAUCCCUGUUAUACUAGUCUGCGAGCACAAUUUAGAAGAUCAACUGCUCUGUUAUUUCCCACGUGACAACAGCUGGUGUAAAUUGCGUGAGACUAGCCCGUUGUGUGACCAAGUAAUAUCUUGUCAUGGUAAACUGUAUUUCUUAUCAAAAAGUGAGUAUAAACUGUUGCGCUAUGAUUCUUUUUCUAACCGCUGGAGCUCGUUAUCAUAUAAAGGAGGAAAAGAUAUCCAGCAACUCUUUGUUAGAAAUGAUGAUGAAAUUUACGCUUAUGCGACGGAAAAUUCCACGUCUUGCCCUGGCUGUGUUGCACUACGCUGUAGUGGAACAGAAGACGGCGUCGUAGGAAGCUCUCGCUGUGGGAAGAAGCAUUUUUCCCAUUUCAUGAAGUAUAAAGCUGAAACAAACUUUUGGGAAGAGAUUUCGUCAUUUGACGUGGGAUCUAGAGAAGGAAUUUGCAUCGUAGCCGAAGACAGCUUCAUCUAUUUUGUUGGUGGCAGACGAUCCAACAUGCAGCUGAAAGAUGCAGACAGGUAUGACCUUGACAAAACCAAGUGGGACAAGAUACCUGACAUGCAGAAAGCCAGACAAUGGGCUUACGGUGCUGUCGCACACGGGAGACUUUUUAUCACGGAUAAUGGCAAAUCUUACCAUGAGGAGAGAACAUGCGAGGUUUACCUCGAAACAACAAAUGAGUGGCAAUUCAUAGCAAGCUUGAGGAUCCCACGCACCCGACAGGGCUGCAUGAUGUGUGUCGAUGGCAAAUUGUAUGUACUAAACGAUUGUGUUUGGUCUGUGAGUGGAACAAGAGGAAAGAUUGAGUGUUAUGACCCAGACAAGGAUGAAUGGCGGGAACAAACUGAGAUACCCCUCAAACGAGUCACGUAUGCAUGGUAUCUCUUAAACUCUUGUUCAAUGAGAGUGUUUAAGGGAGGUUACCUUCAUUGGCCACGCCCGUCAGGGUGCUGUCUCGAGCACAGUAAAACCUGUAACACUUUAGUCUAA